Molecule: messenger RNA, 1125 nt
Organism: Mytilinidion resinicola
Lineage: Eukaryota; Fungi; Ascomycota; Dothideomycetes; Mytilinidiales; Mytilinidiaceae
Product: hexaprenyldihydroxybenzoate methyltransferase
Exons: 1
Coding region: 208-1125 (305 amino acids)
Biological process (GO): ubiquinone biosynthetic process
Molecular function (GO): 2-methoxy-6-polyprenyl-1,4-benzoquinol methyltransferase activity
Source: RefSeq, a predicted model, not a curated record
UCCCUCCUCCAGUUUAAUUCUAGGUUUAGGAAAGAAGGGCAAGGUUAUAUAUGAUAUACCUUAUCUGACCUGCAGGGCCACGUCAGCUGCGCUGUACGCUCGACAACGGCCACGACCAUAACUCGUCUCAACACCCACGUUUCGAACAAUGCUCCGGCCAUGACCACAGAAUCUCACACAUAACAUUCAAACCUCCCACCCUCAACAAUGCCUUCUCCACGCUUACUCAACCCUCUCAGAGCUCUCUCAAAGCUACCCAGAACAUCCACAACCUCCGCCCUCCGCACCCCCACACAUCCCCGACCCUCCCAGCAACCCGUCCUACCGCCCCGAUUCCGCCAUGAUUCCACCCGCUACUCCUCGACCUCCUCCGUCGACCCCACAGAAGUCUCGCACUUCAACGCCCUCGCCAGCAGCUGGUGGGACCCCCACGGCCCCUUCCGCCUCCUCCACCUCAUGAACCCGCUCCGCCACACCUUCAUAACCCGCUGCCUGGCCUCCGUCCCCUCGCCUACCUCAAACUCGCACCCAACAACCUACCGCUACCUCGACGUCGGCUGCGGCGGCGGCAUCUUCGCCGAAAGCGCGGCCCGCCUGCCACACACAAGCUCUGUCACGGCCAUCGACCCCUCGUCCGAGGUGCUCGCGAUCGCGGAGGCGCACAAGAACCGCGACCCGAUCCUCAUGUCUACGGGGAAGUUGACAUACCGGAACGAGGGGAUCGAAGCUCUGCCUCUACCGAAAACGGAAGCGGAGCAGUUCGACAUCGUAACGCUCUUUGAAGUCCUCGAGCACGUCAACUCCCCCUCCGAGUUCCUGGGGAAGCUAAUGCCGCACGUGAAGCCGGGGGGCUGGCUGGUGCUGUCGACGAUCGCGCGCACGUGGACGAGCUGGGCGGUGACGAAUGUGAUGGCGGAGGAUGUGCUGGGGAUCGUGCCGAAAGGGACGCAUGACUGGCGGAAGUAUGUGAAUGAGGGGGAGGUGCGGGAGUGGUUUGAGAAGCGGGAGGGGUGGGGGGAGAUGAGGACCAUAGGGUGCGUGUAUGUGCCGGGGUUGGGGUGGAGGGAGGUGCCUGGGGGGGAGGGGUGGGGGAAUUACUUUUUUGGGGUGAGGAGGGAGGGGUAG